This is a messenger RNA of Sarcophilus harrisii (Tasmanian devil), 2235 nucleotides long. Its product is annotated as zinc finger protein 501-like. Lineage: Eukaryota; Metazoa; Chordata; Mammalia; Dasyuromorphia; Dasyuridae. The record is from RefSeq and is a predicted model, not a curated record. The transcript is spliced from 4 exons. The coding region runs from base 818 to 2140 and encodes 440 amino acids.
AAAUAACCCUUCCCUGUCCCACUCAGUGACAUCUGAGUAGGAGCAAAGAACCGAACAGUCUCUUCAAGGGUUGCCAUGGAGACAGUAAGGAGCAUCUCAGGCAGAGUCUGUUUAGACAUUGACGUCAUUGUGGGUGGGACCAGUUGAUCUCUUAGUGCCUGGAAGGGAUAGACCAGACCAAUGCUAACCAUUAAAGAUUUUUUGGGGGGAAUUAGGAAUGGUGGAACCGCGGGAAAAUAGAAACAGAGCAGCCAGCCGCAUUCUGGGAAUUGUAGUUAUAUUUCUCUCAGGCGCAGGCGCACUCCUGCCCCAGCUUGGGCUGUAUGGUGGUAGCUUCGCGGCUGGUCAGUCAGCUCGCAGAACCAGUCUCCAGUAUCCCUGAGUAUGGUCUGCAAGGGUCCAUCCUGGAGUGUUAAAGUAAUGGUCUACUUGGAAACAGAGAUCUGAGUUCCAGAGUGGAGUUUCCAGCUAAUGUGAACUUGUUCCUGGGUCCCCAUGCUCUAGUGAAGAUAAAACAUCUUAAACAGUGGAAAUCCAUUGGGGAAGACACUCAACCAACACGAGACCAGGGUUUUGUGGCAGAGCCUGGAUACUGAGAUGAUGGAGCAGGUCUUAGAACUGUUGGUUUUAGAGUAAUUCCUGACCUUCCUACUUGUGGAAACAAGACAGGAUAAAGUUGAGGAGGAGGUAACCAUGGAGGAUUUGAUCCAGAUAUUUGAAGAGAAAGAGAUCAUUAACAUUCAAGGAUGUGGCUGUGGACUCCACCCAGGAGGACUAGAAGCAGCUGGAUCCUGCUCAGAGAAUUCUGUACAGGGACAUGAUGCUAGAGAAUUAUGGAAACCUGGUCUCAUUGGGCUUGGAGAGUAUAAAGAAAAGCAAGAUGCCAUCUCCACAGGAAACUAUUUCUGAGGAACCAUUGUUAAAGGAAACAGAAAUGGAAAGAUUUAUAAGGAGUGGAUUCUUGUACUUCAAGUUAGGAAAAGCCAGAGAAUGUGAUGGCCACUUGAUUAAACAUCAGGGAAUCCAAGAAAAAUAUUUGAAAGAAAUACUCAUCAGCUGUAAAAACACCAUCACAGGGAAGAGAAAUCUUGAAUGUAAUGAACUUGGGGUAUUCUUUAGACUAAAUUCAGACCUUAUUAAGCAGCAGAAUGGUCUGAUAGGAAACCAGUCCCAUAAAGCAGAUAAAUAUGGAGAAAUGAUCAAACAUGAUUCCAAACUAAUUAAAAAUGAAAGACUGUUUUUAAAGAUAAAGUUUCAUGAAUGCAAUGAAUAUGGGAAAGAAUUUAGUAGAAAUACACAUCUUAUUGAACAUCAGAGAAUCCAUACUGGUGAGAAACCCUAUAAAUGUCAUAAAUGUGAAAAAGUUUUCAAUAAGCAUUCAUACCUUAUUAAACAUGAGAGAGUUUAUAGUAGAGAAAAACUUUAUGAAUGUAAUGAUUGUGGGAGAGCCUUUGGUUGGAGAACACAACAUCAGAGAAUCCAUACAGUUGAGAAACCUUAUGAAUGUAGUGAAUGUGAGAAAGCCUUCAGAUUGAAUACAAUUCUUAUUCAAUAUCAGAGAAUUCGUACUGGAGAGAAACCCUAUGAAUGUAAUGAAUGUGAGAGAGUUUUCAGCCAGUGUACAAACCUUAUUCAGCAUCAGAAAAUUCAUACUGGAGAGAAACCUUAUGUAUGUAAGGAAUGUGGGAAAGCCUUUAACAGAAGUACAAAUCUUAGUAACCAUCAAAGAAUUCAUACUGGAGAGAAACCCUACAAAUGUAAUAUUUGUGGGAAAAGUUUCAGGAAAAGUGAAAUCCUCACUAAACAUCAGAGAAUUCAUACUGGAGAAAAACCCUAUGAAUGUCAUGAAUGUGAUAAAGCUUUCAGCCAGCAUGCACACCUUACUGGACACAAGAGAAUUCAUACUGGAGAAAAACCCUAUGAAUGUAACCAAUGUGGGAAAGCCUUCAGAUUGAGUACAAAUCUUUCUCAACACCAGAGAGUUCAUACUGAAGAGAAACCCUAUAAAUGUAACGAAUGUGAAAAAGCCUUCAGUCAGAGUCCAGCCCUUGUUCGACAUCAGAGAAUUCAUACUGGUGAGAAACCCUAUGAGUGUCAUGAAUGUGGGAAAGGAUUUAGUGAUAAGAGCAUCCCUUAUUAAACACCAGAUGAUACAUACUGGAGAAAAGCCCUUUAAAUGUCAUGAAUGUGAGAAAGCCUUCAGCUGAAGUUCAGAUCUUAUUCGGCAUCAGAGAA